Molecule: messenger RNA, 15210 nt
Organism: Archocentrus centrarchus (flier cichlid)
Lineage: Eukaryota; Metazoa; Chordata; Actinopteri; Cichliformes; Cichlidae
Product: dynein heavy chain 11, axonemal
Exons: 82
Coding region: 1-13389 (4462 amino acids)
Biological process (GO): microtubule-based movement
Cellular component (GO): dynein complex
Molecular function (GO): ATP binding; dynein light intermediate chain binding; minus-end-directed microtubule motor activity
Source: RefSeq, a predicted model, not a curated record
AUGUCCGACGACAAAAAUGUUUCUUCUUUUCUUGAGGACGACAGAGUAAAGUUUGUCGAGGGAAAAGUUUGCGGGCUGCUGCGACUUCACCGCCAGACAUGGGAAAGAAAUGCUGUGAGUGAAGAGCUUCAAACCUCUCUGAAGAACUUCUUUGAAAAGGAGUCUUUUAUAUUUUUCUCUUCAUCCAAAAAGGGUUGUCUGGUCGCUUCUAAUGAGGUCCCAUCAAAUGCUAAAAAUGAACAAAUCUAUAUUCUCAAGAAGAGAGCUGAUCCUAUCACCACUGAAAACUGCAGGGAACUGUUGCUCUUUGGCCUUAUGGCUCCAUCACCCCUUCUGCAGCUGUCAUGUGCAGUCAAACAGAUAUGUGUUUCACUGCUGUCCAGCAACAAAAACCAUCAGACUUGGCCAAGUCUGAUAUCUGAAGACAUCCUUCGACAUGUGGAAUUCAUGUGCAGUCAGUCAUCAGUUGUGCAGGGACAGGUUGUGGGGAGAACUGUCCUCCCUGUUCCAGUAGCAGGUGACUGGAUGGAAAAAUCACCCAGCUCCUUUGAAAAGCAUGCAAACUAUGACAGGGCAGUAGCCCAUGCUGUAGAAACCCAGGUCAUCAACUGGACAAAUCUGAUCCAGAAAAUUUUAAAGGAGGAUUCAUCGGACGUACUAAUGGCGGGCUGUAACCCAGGACCCAGUGCAGAGCUGAAGUUUUGGGCAUCCAGGAAGAACAACAUAGAGAGCAUUUAUCAUCAGCUUCAGAGUCCCAUUGUUCAAAGGAUGGUCGAGAUGUUAGAAACAAUGGACAGCAGCUAUCAUCCAACAGUCAAGGCCCUAAUUGGAAAAGUGUGUGAUGCACUUCGAGAAGCUGAGGACAUUGACCUCCAUCUACAGCCACUACAUGCACAGCUGUCUCAUUUGGAAAAGACAGAGUUUCCACUCAUGGAAACAUACAUCCCGGCACUUUUUCACACACUUUACCUGGUUUGGACCAACUGUCAAUCUUACCAAAGACCAGCACGCAUUGUGGUACUACUGCAGGAAAUCUGCAAUCUGCUCAUUGAUCAGGCUUCUACAUACCUAUCUGCAGAUCUGCUACUCAGAGAGGAUCCAGAGGAAAGUCUACAAAUGGUAAAGAGAGUCAUAAAAGUUUUUAGAUGCUUCAAAGACAGUUACCAGACCCAGAGGGAGAGACUCACCAGCCAAGUGAAACGUACACCCUGGGAUUUACCAUCUGCUGUGAUUUUUUCACGUUUUAACCAGUUCUUUAAUCGUAUGCAGCAGCUUGAGGAAUUUUUUGAAAUCAUGCUGGACUUUCAGAGGAUAGGGAAGCUGGAAUUUGGUGGAACUAAAGGGAAGCUCUACAGUGAGCAUUCUGCUAAGAUGCACAAAGAGUUCAGUGACCUCUGCCAAGCCCUGACACACACUAAAAGCUGCCCACUUGACUUGAACUCUCAGGCUUUUGAAAAUGAGUAUACGAAUUUCAAGAUAUGCAUUGUGGACAUUGAAAGCCGCCUUGCCCACUUUCUAUGUUCGGUUUUCAAGGAUUGCUCAGGCCUAGAAUCAGCCAUGAAAAUGCUAACUAUUGCUGGACCCUUCCUGGAGAAAAGACAGAUUAGACAGAUAUUCAGUCCCAACUUCCUUCUGCUGCAGCAACAUUUCAGAGAAGAGCUGGAGACUUGUAAACAUCUGCUUAAAUCACAGCUCAAUCAGAUGGAGAGUAGUCUGAUGAAGAACAUGGCACACACAUCUGGGGCUUUCAAGUGGGCAAAAAUGCUCAGAGAGCGCAUUCAAACACCAUGGGAAAAAUUGAGAUUACUGUUUGGCAAAUCUACAGAAGGUGCAGAGAUGGUGACUGAGUCCAGCAUGUACAUGGAGAUGUUGAAUCUACUAGACCACUAUGAGGAGGACAUUUACUCUGACUGGUGUUGUGGCUUAGAACAGACCUGCCUGAUUAACCUGAACCAGCCACUUAUCUCCAGAAAUCCCUCCUCUGGCCUGAUUUCAGUCAACUUCAAUCCAAAGCUGACUGAGGCCUUAAAGGAUAUGAAGUAUUUUCAGACUCUCAGCAGUGAGAUUAACAUACCUGCAGCUGCACUGACUGUUUUUGAGAAGCGUGACAUGUUCACAAAGUAUAUGAACAGUUUGCAGCUGUUAGUACAGUGGUACAACAAGCUCAAGCAGACAGUGUUAGAGGUGGAACUUCCUCUCAUCAGAGCUGAGCUGGAGUCAGUAAACCUGCAGCUGUUGAGAGCUGAAACCAGCUUGACAUGGCAAGACAAGGACUGCUGGAGCUUCAUCAGCGACACCAAGCACCUUGUACAAGACCUUGUCUGUCGAGUUAAUAGAGCGAGGGCAAACUGUGAUGACAUUCAAUCUGUGAUGAAGAGAUGGAGCAAACAGGCCAUGUUUUGCAGAAAGGACAACAAGAGAGGUUCACUCAUACAGCUGGAGGACAGAGGAGACUCAUUCAGGAAGCAGUACAGCUCCAUGAAGAAGGAUGGAGAAUUUAUACACGAGCGGGUGCAGGAGAACAUGGUUCUUUUCCAUGCUGAUCCGGGUUCAGAAGAGUGGCAGUGCUACCUGGAAUUCUUGGAUGAGAUGGUGGUUGAGGGGCUGUUCGGCUACGUCAGUCACUCGCUUCAUUUCUUUUUGGAAAACAUGGAGCCAGGCCUGAACAAAACUCCUCUCUUUGAGGCUAAGUUGAUCCUAAACGGCUCAAACAUUACCUUCUGUCCCUCAAUGAAGCAAGAUGCAGGAGAUAGUCUCUAUGAACUGGUAGAGGGGCUGGUUGCAGAUAUAUUCAAGAAUUCAGUGAAUAUCAGGAGAGUGGCAGCUCAUCAUAGCAAGGAGAGCUAUCAGGAUGUAAUGGAUGACAUGCUAGACUUGCUGGACCUGAGACAGGAAAUAAUGGAUCGAGUGGAGAACGUCCAGAAGAAAGCAAUAAAUUACCAGACAAAGUUUGAUUGUUAUACUCAUCUGUGGCAAGAUGACAGGGCUGGAUUUCUCAGGCAGUUUCUCCUGUAUGGACAUGCACUUACAUCAGAGGAGAUGGAAGCCUGUAGAGCAGAUGCACUCCCUGAAAAUCCUCCUACAAUCCACAACUUCAAAGAACAGAUCGAUUAUUAUGAGGAUCUGCAUGCUGAAAUUUCCCAGCUUGAAGACUUCACAGUUUUUGAUGGGUGGUUUCGGGUGGACAUCAAGCUCUUUAAAGUCAGCCUUCUUAAUGCAGUAAAAAAGUGGAGCUGGCUCUUGAAAGAGCAUCUCUUGACAAAUGUCACUAACAGUCUUGAUGAGCUGCAGAAGUUCAUCCAAGCUACUGUUGAAGGGCUAAACCAACCUAUGACUACAGAAGACCACCGUGGCUUUGUGGAAGUGAUGAGUCUCCUGUUAGCUGUAAAGGACAGAAAGAACACCACUGACGAGAUGUUUGAGCCUCUUAGAGAAACAGUAAGCCUCCUGGAACAAUAUGGUGUGACCAUACCAGACCAGAUCUACUGGCAAAUGGAGGAACUUCCAGAGAAAUGGGGUGGGGCUAAAAAACUGGCCUUAAAAGUGAGGCAUGAGGUGGCACCCAUGAAGAACGCCGAAGUGAUGGUUUUACGAAGACAGUGCAUGGAUUUUGAGGUGAAACAAACACAAUUCAGAGAGAUGUUCAGAGCAAUGGCACCCUUCAAUUACAACGCAGUGAAUCCCUACAUUAGUCUGGAGAAAUCGGAAAAAGCAAUCCGGGAUGUGGAGAGAGACGUAGCAGAGCUGCAAGAGGCUGCAAACCUUUUUGAUGUUACUAUUCCUGACUACAGAGACAUCAAGCUCUGCAGACGAGAGAUUACGGUUCUCAAAGAACUGUGGGACAUUGUUGUAUAUGUGCAAAGCAGUGUGGAAAACUGGACAAUGACCAAAUGGAGGCAGAUAAAUGUGGACCAGAUGGAUGCAGAAUUGAGGAGGCUUGCCAAGGACAUACGGAAGCUCGACAAAGAAGCUCGCGCAUGGGAUGUGUAUUCUGGAAUAGACCUUUAUGUAAAGAACUUGUUGACGUCACUGCAGGCCGUGAGUCAACUGCAGAACCUGGCAAUACGAGAGCGUCACUGGGUGCAGCUAAUUAGAAUAACACAGAUGGACUUCACUGUGACAGAUAGCACCACCUUGGAUGACCUUUUGGCUUUGCAGCUCCAUUUGUUUGAAGAUGAAGUCCGCAACAUAGUGGAUAAGGCAGUCAAAGAGUUGACCAUAGAGAAGGUUGUAACAGAAAUAAGUCAGACGUGGACGUCAAUGGAGCUUUCAUAUGAAGAGCAUUACCAAACCUCUUUGCCAUUGCUGAAGUGUGAUGAUCAGCUUAUUGAAACUCUUGAGGAUCAUCAGGUUCAGCUCCAGAGUGUGUUUCAGAGCAAGCACAUAGAUCACUUCCUGUACCAGGUAGUGGAACUACAAAAACAGCUGACUGUGGCUGACUCUGUGCUGACGGUCUGGAUGGAGGUCCAAAGGACAUGGGCAUACCUCGAAAGCAUCUUCAAAGGCUGUGACGACAUUUGCCAACAGCUGCCUGCAGAUACACAUCGAUUCAAAGCAAUAGAUGCAGAAUUUCAGGAGCUAAUGUUGAGCAGUACCAAGAUUAAAAAUGUCAUUGAGGCCACUAACAAACCUCAUCUAUUUGAGAAGUUAGAGGAUCUCCAAAAAAGACUGGCAUUCUGUGAAAAAGCUCUUGGUGAAUACCUGGAAACAAAAAGACUUGCAUUUCCACGCUUCUACUUUAUUUCAUCCGCAGACUUGUUGGACAUCCUCUCUAAAGGAAGUCGACCCAGAGAGGUGACUGUUCAUCUCUCAAAGAUUUUUGACAACUUGUCCGAUCUCGAGUUCAGCAAAAACAAACAGCUGAGUAAUCCUAAAGUUGCUGUGGGCAUGUACAGUAAAGAGAGGGAAUAUGUCCCAUUCCAGACUGAAUGUUUCUGUCGUGGGCCGGUGGAGGCGUGGCUCACUCAUCUCGAGGAGUCCAUGAAGGAGUGUGUCAGGGGUCACCUGUUUGAAGCCGUGUCCAUGUAUGAGGACAGACCCAGAGAGCAGUGGAUUCUCGAGUUCCCUGCCCAAGUUGCUCUCACUGGAUCACAGGUCUGGUGGACUAACGAUAUGGAACUUGUGUUUAAAAGACUGGAGGAAGGAUUUGAGUCUGCGCUAAAAGACUACAAUAAGAAGCAGAUUUCUCAACUCAACUUGCUGAUUGGCAUGCUACUUGGAGAGCUGAGCUCAGGAGACAGACAAAAGAUAAUGACUAUAUGCACAAUUGAUGUCCAUGCCAGAGACAUUGUUGCCAGCCUCAUUGCUAAAAAGGUCACCACCUCACAGGCCUUCCAGUGGCUUUCCCAGCUUCGGCAUUACUGGAAUGAGCAGCAUCGCCACUGCUACAUUAAUAUCUGUGAUGCUCAGUUCAUUUACUCUUAUGAGUAUCUUGGAAAUACACCACGUCUGGUCAUCACUCCUCUAACAGACCGGUGUUACAUCACCUUGACACAGUCGCUCCACCUGAACAUGAGUGGAGCCCCAUCGGGUCCUGCUGGAACAGGGAAGACUGAGACCACUAAGGAUCUGGGCAGAGCCAUGGGUGUCAUGGUAUACAUCUUCAACUGUUCUGAGCAGAUGGACUACAAGUCUAUUGGAAAUAUCUACAAGGGUCUGGUGCAGACUGGAGCUUGGGGCUGCUUUGAUGAAUUCAAUCGUAUCCCUGUGGAUGUUCUGUCAGUUGUGGCAGUGCAGGUUAAAACCAUUCAGGAUGCCAUUCGCUCUAAAAAGGAAAGGUUCCUGUUCCUUGACAGGGACAUCGUCUUAAAGCACUCAGUUGGGAUUUUCAUCACUAUGAACCCCGGCUAUGCAGGGAGAACGGAGCUACCUGAGAACCUCAAGUCUCUCUUCAGGCCCUGUGCCAUGGUGGUGCCAGACACUGAACUUAUUUGUGAGAUAAUGUUGGUGGCAGAGGGCUUCCGUGAUGCUAAGCUUUUAGCCAAGAAGUUUAUCACUCUGUACACUCUCUGCAAAGAACUGCUCUCCAAGCAGGAUCACUAUGAUUGGGGUUUGCGUGCUGUCAAGUCUGUUCUGGUUCUGGCAGGGGCAUUGAGAAGAAGAGACAAGACAAGACCAGAGGAUCAGGUGCUGAUGCGUGCGCUGCGGGACUUCAACAUGUCUAAAGUUGUGACAGAGGAUGUGACUGUCUUCUUGGGACUGUUGGGAGAUCUGUUCCCAGGUGUCGAAGUAGAAAGACAAAGAGACUUUGAAUUUGAAAAGGCCAUUCGAAAGACCACACUGGAUCUUCGACUGCAGCCUGAGGAGACAUUUAUCCUCAAGGUGGUGCAACUGGAGGAGCUCAUGGCUGUACGUCACUCUGUCUUUGUUGUUGGAAAUGCAGGGACUGGAAAAAGUCAGAUAUUGAAGGUUCUCCAUAAAACCUAUGUAAACCUGAAGAUGAAGCCUGUGUGGAAUGAUCUCAAUCCAAAAGCAAUAGACAGAGACGAGCUGUUUGGCUUCAUUCAUCCUGCAACUCGAGAGUGGAAAGACGGUUUGCUUUCAUCACUGAUGCGAGAGCAGGCAAACAUCUCCCACCGUGGGCCUAAGUGGAUUGUGUUGGAUGGAGACAUUGAUCCGAUGUGGAUUGAAUCACUCAACACAGUGAUGGAUGAUAACAAGGUCCUGACUCUAGCCAGUAAUGAACGUGUGGCACUUACCUCAUCUAUGAGACUGGUGUUUGAAAUCAGUCACCUAAGAAUGGCAACUCCUGCCACUGUGUCCAGAGCAGGCAUCCUCUAUGUUAACCAACAGGACCUGGGCUGGAACCCGUAUGUUGCCAGCUGGAUUGACCAAAGAGAACGGCAGACUGAAAGGGCCCACCUCACUAUACUGUUUGAGAAAUACGUUCAACGCUGUCUGGAACAGAUGAAAAACACUUACAAGACGAUCACUCCCAUUCCAGAGAUCUCUAUGGUGCAGACACUCUGCACUUUGCUCGACUGCCUUCUAACACCAGAAAAUAUUCCUUGUGAAUCCCCUCGUGAGAUCUAUGAAACCUAUUUCACCUUUGCCUGCAUCUGGGCUUUCGGCGGGGCCCUGUAUCAAGAUCAGCUCUGUGAUUAUCGAGUGGAGUUCAGCCAGUGGUGGACCAAAGAAAUGAAGACGGUGAAACUGCCAGCACAAGGGACAGUAUUUGACUACUACCUUGACCAUCAAACCAGACGGUUUCUGCCCUGGAGUGACACCGUGCCACCCUUUGAAAUGGACAUCUGUACACCAUUACAGGCUGUUCUUGUACACACAGCAGAGACUGUGCGUCUUCGCUACUUCGUGGACUUGUUGCUUGAGCGGAGACAGCCAGUGAUGCUUGUGGGGAACGCUGGAGUGGGAAAAACUGCUCUUGUCAGGAACAAGUUAGACUGUCUGCCAGAAAGUUACAUGACCACAAAAGUACCUUUGAACUACUACACUACCUCCCUCAUGUUGCAGGCGAUCUUAGAGCGAUCGUUAGAGAAAAGAGCAGGCAGAUGCUACUCCCCUGUAGGCAACAGAAGGCUGAUCUACUUUAUAGAUGACAUGAACAUGCCAGCUGUGGACAAUUAUGGCACAGUGCAGCCUCACACACUUAUGCGCCAGCAUCUGGACUAUGGACAUUGGUAUGGUAGACAAAAACUGACCUUAAAAGAAAUACAUAAUACCCAGUAUUUUGCCUGUAUGAAUCCAACUGCUGGGAGCUUCGUUAUCAACCCCAGAUUACAGAGACAUUUCUCAGUGUUUGCAGUGAACUUCCCUUCAUGUGAUGCUCAGAAGUCAAUCUUCAGUCAGAUCCUGUGUAGUCAUCUGAAGCAGCAGCUCUUCAGCCCACUUGUUCUGAAGAGCGCUGCAGCUGUCGUCCAAGCAGCCAUAACUCUUCACCACAAGAUGGUUCAUAACUUUCUGCCCACGGCCAUCAAGUUUCACUACACAUUUAAUCUUCGGGACCUAGCUAAUGUCUUUCAGGGCAUCCUGUUCUGUGGGCCUGAGAAUGUGAAAGACAGCACUGACCUGGCACUGCUGUGGCUCCACGAGUCCUGCAGAGUGUACUCAGACAGACUCGUAGAUCGAAAGGACCUGCAGCUUUUUCAGAAGCUCCAGUUGGAGACUGUGCAAGAAUGCUUUGAGGAAUUGGAUGACAUAAAGGUGAAAAAGCAGCCCCUCCUUUUUUGCCACUUUGCCCAGAUGGGUGAGGAACCCUCCUAUGCUCCUGUCACAGACUGGUCUGCACUCAGUACCAUCCUCACAGAUGCCCUGGAAAGCUACAAUGAGGUUCAUCCAGCCAUGAACCUAGUGCUGUUUGAAGAUGCCAUGCAACAUGUCUGUCGCAUCAGUCGUAUCUUGGAAGCCCCAAGAGGUCAUGGCUUACUCGUCGGGGUCGGGGGCAGUGGGAAGCAGAGCCUGACUCAUCUGGCUGCCUACAUAUCCUCUGUGGAAGUCUUUCAAAUCAUUCCGAGUAAGGAUUACACAGUCCAGGACUUCAAGAUGGAUCUGGCAGGUUUGUUCCUGAAGGCUGGAGCGCAGAACCAGCGUGUGGCUUUGCUCCUGACUGAUGCACAAAUACCCGAUGACCGUUUCCUGGUCAUUAUUAAUGACUUCCUGGCAUCAGGAGAUGUUCCUGAGGUUUUCAGUGAGGAGGAGAUUGAAAGUAUUGUAUCCGGUGUGAGAGCUGACGUACGAGGCCUUGGACUUUUGGACAACCGGGAAAACUGCUGGAAAUUCUUCACAGACCGAGUGCAACUCCAGCUCACGGUAGUACUGUGCUUGUCUCCUGUGGGCAGUGCCCUGCAGGUCAGGGCUCGUCACUUUCCGGCCCUCAUCAAUUGCACAAUCAUCGACUGGUUUCAUCCUUGGACCCCUGAAGCUCUGCAGUCGGUCAGCUACAGGUUCAUCCAAGAGAUUGAAGGCAUUGAGCCUGCCGUCCAGGAAUCCAUCAGUCUUUUCAUGGCCUAUGUUCACACCAGUGUCAACCAUGCAAGUGAAAAAUACCAGCGCAAUGAGAAGAGGUACAAUUACACCACCCCCAAGAGCUUUCUCCAGCAAAUCACCCUGUACAGAAACCUUCUGGAGAAAAGCCGGGCUCAGCUUCAACACAAGAUGAACCGACUCGACAGCGGCCUUCAGAAGCUUCAAACCACCGCUGCUCAGGUUGAAGAUCUAAAAGCCAAACUUGCCUCCCAAGAAGCUGAGCUGACCCUUAAAAACGAGAAUAUCGAAGCUCUGAUUACUAAGAUCGGACUGCAAACUGAGAGGGUUAGCAACAGGAGAGAGGCUGCAGAUGUGGAGGCACAAAAGGUUGCUGUGAUCCAGGCAGAAAUUGCUGUCAAACAGAAGGAGUGUGAAAAUGACCUAAGCAAGGCAGAGCCUUUACUGGCAGCUGCCACCGCAGCACUGAACACCCUCAACAAGGUGAAUCUUACUGAGCUGAAGGCCUUUCCAAACCCGCCAGCAGCAGUAAUAAACGUAGCAGCAGCUGUGAUGGUCCUGCUAGCCCCCCGCGGUCGAGUGCCUAAGGAUCGGAGCUGGAAAGCAGCACGGGCCUUCAUGGGCAAGGUGGAUGAUUUCCUGCAGGCCCUGAUGUCCUAUGACAAGGAGCACAUCCCUGAGUCCUGUCUGACUGUGGUGAAACAAGAAUAUCUGAGAAACCCAGAUUUUCACCCUGAUCUAGUUUGGACCAAAUCUACAGCUGCAGCUGGUCUUUGUGCCUGGACUAUUAAUAUUGUGAGAUACUACGAGAUCUAUUGUCAGGUGAUUCCCAAAAGGCAUGCGUUAGCACAAGCUAAUGCAGAACUAGAAACAGCAACAGCUAAACUGCUGGCAGUUCAAAAGAAGUUGGGAGAUCUUGAUGCCAGCCUCCAGAGCAUAACAGCUCAGUAUGAAAUGGCUACAGCUGAGAAAAUCAGUUGUCAGGAGGAGGUGACGCGUACCACCCAGACCAUAGAGCUGGCCAACCGACUAGUCAGGGGCUUAAUGUCAGAGAAGGAGCGCUGGUCCCUGAAAAUUGUCCAAUUUGAAAAGCAACAGAAAACGCUGUGUGGUGAUGUCCUCCUCACUUCGGCGUUUGUGUCUUACAUGGGUUACUUUACCAGCCAGUAUCGCGUGGAGCUUUUUAACAACGAAUGGAUUCCUUUCCUUCGGUCUCUGAAAGUCUCUGUACCCCUGACAGACGGCCUGGAUCCAGUCCUCAUGCUUACAGAUGAUGCCACUGCGGCUGCUUGGCAUAACCAGGGUUUGCCAAAUGAUAGGAUGUCUAUUGAGAACGCUGCCAUCCUGACCACCAGCGAGCGUUGGCCACUCAUCAUCGACCCACAGCAGCAGGGCAUCAAGUGGAUCAGAAAUCAGCUAGGGUCAGAGCUGAGGGUGGUGCAGCUUGGACAGAAAAGGUGUCUAGAUGUGAUUGAACAUGCUCUUGUCUCUGGGGAAACUGUCCUGAUAGAGAAUCUGCCAGAAAAGGUAGAUCCAGUCUUGGAGCCUCUACUAAGCAGGAAAACUAUAAAAAGAGGAAGGCACAUUCUGAUCGGAGGCAAGGAGUGUGAGUACAACAGUACCUUUAAACUCAUUCUUCAUACCAAGUUGGCCAAUCCACAUUUCCCUCCUGAGCUCCAAGCCCAAACCACCCUGAUCAACUUCACCGUGACUCCCACGGGCCUGGAGGAGCAGCUGCUGGGGGAGGUAGUCUCCCGGGAGAGACCCGACUUGGAGGCCCUAAAGACACAGCUGACCACACAGCAGAACCACUUCAAGAUCGAGCUGAGAAGGUUCGAAGAUGACCUGCUGAGUCGUCUCUCUGCGGCCCACGGUAAUUUUCUGGGGGAUAUUUUUUUGGUGGAGCAACUUGAGAAUACCAAGACUACGGCCGCUCACAUUCAGUGCAAGGUGGUGGAGGCCAGCGAGAAUGAGAGAAAGAUCAACGAGGCACGAGAACUAUACCGCCCAGCAGCUGAGAGAGCGUCGCUCCUCUUCUUUAUCAUCAGUGACCUCAGCAAGAUUAACCUCAUGUACCAGUUUUCUCUCAAGACCUUUAACUCAGUGUUUAAUAAAGCAAUGGAGCGUGCUGAAUGGGAUGAGGAUGUGAGGAGCAGAGUGCGCACACUCACCGAGGCCAUCACCUAUUCUGUAUUCCUGCACAUCAGCCAGGGCCUGUUUGAGAAAGACAAGUUAACCUUCUUGUCACACACUGCCUUCCAGAUUCAGCUCAAGCAGGGAAUGAUUGAUGCACAGGAAUUGGACUUCCUGCUGCGCUUCCCAGUGGAGGUCAGCAAAGUUAGUCCAGUGCCAUUCCUCUCUCCAUCUGCCUGGGGGGCCAUUAAGACAAUUUCUACAAUGGAGGGCUUCAGUGGACUUGACAGAGACAUAGAGAGCUCACCGAAUCGUUGGAGGAAGAUAGUUGAGUCCAGCUGUCCGGAAAAGGAAAGGCUUCCCCAAGAUUGGAAGAAUAUGAGUUCCCUCCAGAAGCUCAUUAUUCUGAGAGCACUUCGUCCUGAUAGGGUAACCUACUCACUAAGGAAAUUUGUAGAAGAAAGCAUGGGAACUAAGUAUGUGGACACUGUCAGGUUGGAAUUUGAGAAGCUGUUUGAGGAUUGUGGUCCCUCAACCCCCGUGUUCUUCAUCCUCUCACCUGGAGUGGAUCCACUCCGAGAUGUAGAGAAACUAGGAUUGAAGCUGGGAUUUUCCAUUGACCAAGGAACUUUGCACAAUGUGUCCCUGGGACAGGGGCAGGAAGAAGUAGCUGAGAGAGUUCUCAGACAUGCCUCUGAACGUGGACACUGGGUCAUUUUGCAGAAUGUACACCUGGUGGCUCGCUGGCUGCCCACUUUGGAUGCUCUUCUGGAGACAACAGCAGUGGACAGUCAUCCCAGCUAUCGGGUUUUCAUCACUGGGGAACCAGCACCAUGUCCUGAGCAGCAUGUAAUCCCCAGAGGCAUAUUGGAGAAUGCCAUCAAAAUCACCAAUGAGCCACCCACUGGCAUGAAUGCCUGUUUGCAUGCAGCCCUCAGCAACUUCAGUCAGGACACUCUGGAAAUGUGUUCCAGAGAACAAGAGUUCAACUCGAUGCUCUUCACCCUCUGCUUCUUUCAUUCCUGUGUUACAGAGCGCCGCAAAUUUGGCCCACAAGGGUGGAACCACAACUACCCCUUCAGCACAGGGGACCUAACCAUCUCGGCCAACGUCUUAUACAGCUACUUAGAGACCAACACAAAAUCCAUGCAGGUACCUUGGGAGGACUUGUGUUAUCUGUUUGGAGAGAUCAUGUAUGGAGGACACAUUACUGAUAACUGGGAUAGAAGACUGUGUAAAACUUAUCUGCAAGAAUUCAUGCAUCCUAAAAUGUUUGAAACGGAGCUCUUUCUGUGCCCUGGGUUCCUGGCUCCUCCGUUCUUGGACUACAUUGGUUACCACCAUUAUAUUGACGAGUAUCUCCCCUCUGAGAACCCCACUUUGUAUGGUCUCCAUCCAAACGCUGAGCUCGAGUGCCUCACUGUCACCUCAGACAACCUCUUAAAGGCUCUGUUGGAACUGCAGCCACAGAACUCUUCCAGAGGAGAGGGAACAGCUCAGAGCACAGAGGAGAAGGUCACGUCAAUAAUUGAAGACAUCCUUGACAGGCUUCCUGAGGAGUAUAACAUGACAGCGAUUAUGGCAAAGACAACAGAUCGAAACCCUUACGCCUUAGUUUGCUUUCAAGAGUGUGAACGCAUGAAUCUUCUGUUAGCAGAAAUAAAGAAGUCCCUUCAUGAACUGGAUCUUGGUCUGAAGGGUGAACUCACUUUUUCCUCCAAGAUGGAGACUCUGCAGUCUGCAUUGUUCAUGGAGCAUGUCCCAGAUUUGUGGGCCAGAUUGGCUUAUCCCUCCACUAAAACACUGGCACAGUGGUUGAGUGAUCUAAUGUGUAGCUGUCAUGAGCUCGACAGUUGGACUCAAGACUUUGUUCUACCUGCAGUUGUUUGGCUUUCGGGGCUCUUUAACCCUCAGUCCUUUCUUACUGCUGUGCUGCAGAGCAUUGCUCGCAAAAACCAGUGGCCCCUGGACAAGAUGACUCUGACUGUGGAUGUAACAAAGAAAAUGAAAGACGACUUUGGGCACCCUCCACGGGAAGGAGCCUACAUCCACGGACUCUUCAUGGAAGGAGCACGCUGGGACACGCAGGCUGGAAUCAUCACUGAGGCAGUUUUGAGAGAUCUGACGCCAGCCAUGCCUGUGCUGUAUGUUAGAGCUGUGCCUGCAGAGGAGCAGGAGAUCAGAAACACUUUUGAGUGUCCAGUGUACCGCACCAAGCAGCGUGGGCCCACAUAUGUGUGGACCCUCCACCUACGAACCAAACAGCCAGCUGCCAAGUGGAUUGUAGCUGGAGUGGCUUUGUUGCUGUCUGUAUGAAAUUCAGUAUAAUUGUAGUGUAAGAAAAGUCUAUUUUUAAACAGUGUUGCUAUAAUUUUACACACUUCUAAUCUUGCAUCUCUGCUAUUUUGUUCUAGGUAAUUUUGUAGAUGUCAGUAGUGAUAUUGGAGUGUGUGUAUACUGCAUGUUAUAGAUAAAGUAAAGGAAAUAAGUAAGUAGAGAUAGCCGGUGUUGAACCUCUUGUGUCCGUGUCCUACACUGUUGAACAUCUCCCUUGAGUCUGGGUGUGAUUUGUUGGGAGCUUAUGUCUCCAUUUUAGACCAUGUAAUUCUGGAUGGGGAGCAUAUUUUAUUGGAAGGUCAAGAUUAAAAAAGCUCUCUGGCUGCCCUCUACUAACUGAAUGAUACACAAUGCUGUCUGGAGGGAUCCUGGACAGAAUUCCCAGGAGAUGAUGUGCAUGGUUGCUAUUGACUUUUAAAUGAGGUGCAUUUGACAUUGACCUUUUGUACGGCAGAGGCAGAAUACUAACAGACUAGUGUAAUUCAUUCAGCUGAGCCCAUUGGAAAAACCCAUUGAAAGACACUGAUAGCUUUGUGUGAGAAAGCAACACAUUAGGUUACCCAUCCUUUAUCUGCCUCCAGUCUCCGUGAACAUCUGAUCUACCUAAUAUGAACCAAAUAAAACCAAAGAAACAGUAAUCUUACGUAAAAGGUUAUUGUUUUAAAGUGGUUUAAUCGAGGUUAAUUGAAAACCAAGAGGAUGUUCAGUUGUUAUGACCACAUGUUGGUGGUGUUAUACAUACAGUCAUUCAGAUGAUUGAAGCCUAAUGUAUGUGAGAGAUACGUACAAUGAGGUGGAGCAAAGGUUAAGGUCAUGUACUACACUGAGAAAAAUCUCAUUUUAAAUCAACACAAAAGAGAUGUGUUAAAGAAGACAAAAAACAAGACAGGUGCCAAAUUAUGCUAAAAUAAUCAUAAAAUAGCAUGACGCAUAAAUUACUGCAACUAAAUCGCAGUGUUUUUUGUUGGGGGGUGGGUUGUGUCAAACUCUUAUCUUAAAUAAGAUUUUCUUCAACACUAAUAACUGCUGUGUUGCUCUUAAUAUCUCCCUGCAGCCAAAGUGGCUGUAGACAGACAAAUGGAGGCUGGAGGAUUGAUCCUGUGUAUUGUGCUGCAUGGGUUGAGGGGGGCUAAAGAACCGGUCUUCCUGUAGUUUCACUUCAUGUGCCUUCUCUUCCUCCCAUUAGCACGCCACAGCAACUAGCCAGUCAUUUGGUGACAGGGAAAUGAUACAGUGCUUGUAAUGUUUGGGAGGAAAUGGCAGGGUACAGGGCCGGGCUCAGCAGGGGUCGUGCCACAGAUAAGUCAUGUUAAAGGCCAAGCAGGGCACCUGGUUAAAGUCAGAAGGGGCAUCUGGGUCACCCCAUUGCCUUACAGCAUCAAAAGAAGACUUUGUGUUUGGAUGUUGUUGUUUUUGUCUAAAAAAAAAACUGGAGGAAAAUGUGAAAUCAAGUCUAGUUUUGUGCAGUAUUACAUAUAUACGUAGUUUGAGUUGCAAAGCUGAUAAAGAGUGUUAUAAGUUGCAUUGAUAAAUAUGAUACACAGCAGAGAAUUACAAAAGCUUAAAGCUUUUUGAGGUCCAUGAACUCUAGAUGAAUGUUUACUGCCAAGCCUUACAUGUUCUCCUUUAUGAAACAGUCCCACAUUCUGCUGUAAUAUUAGGCAAUAAAUACAUAAAAAUGAGAAAUUUUAAGAUGCUUGUCUCCAGACUUGUCCUUUACGUCCUCUUUCUAUAUUAUGCAUAUAUGUUGUAAAAUCUCUUUUCUGAACUCAACAUCUCCUUUUGUUUAUGUGUGCUUUC